AUGAUAAACACAAUAUUUUGUAGUGAGAGACCUAACAUUGUAUUCAUAAUCGCUGAUGAUCUAGGUUGGGGAGACGUCAGCUUUCACGGCUCACAACAGGCCCAAACGCCUAACAUUGAUCUAUUAGCCAGCACCGGGAUCAUUUUGAACAAUUACUACACAUCACCGCUAUGUUCGCCCUCUAGGAGUGCCAUCUUAACCGGCUAUCAUCCCAUACACACUGGCACUCAACACGAUGUUUUCCAGGGUGCACAACCAUUCGGGACACCACUACAAUACAAACUAUUACCACAAUAUCUCAAAGAGUUAGGCUACGAGACACACGCUGUGGGCAAAUGGCAUCAGGGUUUUCAUCGUCGGGAAUACCUCCCGACCCGCCGCGGGUUUGAUUCACAUUUCGGGUACUGGACGGGUCAGUCAGACUACUACGACCGGACUUCGGCUGAAAACUGGUGGGCACUGGACUUCCGUAACGGAGAACUCCCCGCAAACACUACUGAAUAUGAGGGCCGGUAUGCGACCGACAUAUAUACGGAAAGGGCGGUCGACAUAAUCCGGGAAAGGGCUAACUCCUCGUCGAAACCCCUGUUCCUGUAUUUAUCGCACCAAUCGGUUCACUCCGCUAGUCGUCGUCAACCACUUCAAGCCCCUCAAGAUCUGAUUGAUAGGCACCGGGAUGUCCAGGAUCUCGAUAGGCGCACGUUUGUGGGUAUGGUAUCAGCUCUGGACGAUUCCGUGGGCGAAGUCAUGGCAGCCCUUAAAAUGGCCGAUAUUUUGAAUAAUACAAUCAUUGUGUUUACCACUGAUAAUGGAGGGUCGACAAGGGGUACUGCGCCAGGGUCCAGUAUUGAUUAUAGCGUUGGAUCUAACUGGCCCUUAAGAGGCUCAAAGUGUACCCUGUUUGAGGGUGGGAUACGGGGCGUCGGUUUAAUAUGGAGUCCCCUAUUGAACAGCACAUACAUAAGCGAACACUUAAUGCAUUUAACCGAUUGGUUGCCCACACUGUACCGGGCAGUGGGCGGUCAACCCAAGGCUUUGGGGCCCAUCGAUGGUAUAGAUAUGUGGGAUAUAUUAAUAAAUAAUCUGGAUAACCCUCGCAAGCACUUACUACAUAACAUAGACCCAAUUAUGGGGGUGUGGGCGCUUAGGUACGGAUACUACAAACUAAUAUCGGGAACGGUAUAUAAAGGUAACUUUGACGGCUGGUAUUUACCGCCCGGGGAGUCAAAC
This is a messenger RNA of Oppiella nova, 1230 nucleotides long. The record is from the annotation of a GenBank genome assembly. NCBI's taxonomy places the organism in Eukaryota, Metazoa, Arthropoda, Arachnida, Sarcoptiformes, Oppiidae.